CACAGCCAUCACUCUCCUGUCACUCUCACGCCUCACUGAGCAACCACAGCAUCGCAUGCACGCAGCUGUGCCCAACUCCCACCUCCAAUCCCAUCCGUGCCAGCACACCCUGCCAUCCUGCCUCCCACCACCACCACCCUUUAAUACUCACCUCACACUCUUCACUUCACUCACGCAGUCACAGUGUCACACGGGCUUGGACAACCACGCGGGCUUGGACAGAGAUGGCGCUCGCCGCCGCCCUCCUCCUCUUGCUCCCUGUCCUUCUCACGGCAAUGGCGGCCACGCCGUACCCUCACGGCCGCGGCGGCGACCCUGUCCUCGGCGCCUCCAAGAAGUACGAGGGCAGCUCCAACCUGGUGGACCUCCGCUACCACAUGGGGCCCGUCCUCUCCACCGCGCCGCUCCGCCUCCACGUGCUCUGGUACGGCCGCUGGGACCCAGCGCAUCAGGUCCCUGUCCGCGACUUCCUCCUCUCCCUCUCCGACCCGUCCCCGCCGCGGCCCUCCGUCGCCGACUGGUGGGCCACCGCCGGGCUCUACGCGGACCAGACCCUCGCCAACGUCACCCGUCGCGUCGCGCUGGCCGGGGAGGCGGCCGACGAGGCUGCCUCGCUGGGCCGCUCGCUCUCCCGGCUCGACAUCCAGCGGGUGCUCGCCUCCGCGGUCGCCGCGGGGCGUCUCCCCGCCGACACCCGCGGCGGCGCCUACCUCGUGCUCACGGCGCCCGGCGUGGGCGUCCAGGACUUCUGCCGCGCCGUGUGCGGAUUCCACUACUUCACCUUCCCGUCGCUCGUCGGCCACACUCUGCCGUACGCAUGGGUGGGCCACAGCGGCGGGCGGUGCGCCGACGUCUGCGCGUACCCGUUCGCGCUGCCGGAGUACAUGUCCAGAAGCGGCAUGGCGGCUCUGCGGCCGCCGAACGGCGACGCGGGCGUGGACGGCAUGAUCAGCGUCAUCGGGCACGAGCUGGCUGAGCUCGCCACGAACCCGCUGAUCAACGCGUGGUACGCCGGGGAGGACCCCACGGCGCCGACUGAGAUCGCCGACCUCUGUGAGGGUGUGUAUGGGACCGGCGGCGGCGGCGGGUACGCCGGGAAGGUGGCGGUGGACGCGCAGGGGAGGAGCUGGAACGUGAAUGGGAGGAAUGGGAGGAGGUUCUUGGUGCAGUGGCUGUGGAGCCCAGAGACUAGGGCCUGCGUGGGGCCCAAUGCCGGUGACUAGGAUUGUUGGUCACUGAUAGUAUGGGAUUUUUAGUAUGGUUUUUUUUAGGGAUUUGGAAGGUGCCUCGGAGUAUUUUGCCUGGUUUGGGUGACUUGUAAUCGUAUUAUUUUGAAUUUUCUUUUUUUUUUUUUUUUUUUUUGCAAAAAUAUAUGAUCAUUUGAAAAUAUUGCACA
Messenger RNA from Phragmites australis (common reed), 1396 nucleotides. Its product is annotated as protein EXORDIUM-like 5. The coding region runs from base 225 to 1223 and encodes 332 amino acids. NCBI's taxonomy places the organism in Eukaryota, Viridiplantae, Streptophyta, Magnoliopsida, Poales, Poaceae. The transcript has a single exon. The record is from RefSeq and is a predicted model, not a curated record.